Molecule: messenger RNA, 408 nt
Organism: Dovyalis caffra
Lineage: Eukaryota; Viridiplantae; Streptophyta; Magnoliopsida; Malpighiales; Salicaceae
Source: the annotation of a GenBank genome assembly
AUGGGGUUCUCAGAGAAGCCUCAAGUUGUGGAUGGUGGCUUGGACAAUUUAGAUGGUAAUAAAAGAUGGAUUAUUGCUGGAAUUCCUUUGAGAGCUCCUUUAAAGCCCAUAUAUACAAAUCCAGUGGAGAAAGAGAUCAACGAAAGUGACGAGGAUGAUCAGAACAACUGCAGCACUACUUCAACAACGCCUACUGGUGAAGAAGCUAGAAUUCCUUCCAGAUUGGUGUGCCCUCCGGCUCCCAGGAAGCGAAAAGCUACUUUCAAGUGUAAUUAUAAUAGUGGUGUUAGGGAGUUUUUACUCCUCCUGACUUGGAAACCCUUUUUAUACAAAGGGCAAACUGAUCAUUUAUUCAUUUCUUCCAAGUUUAGUUUGCCUCCUGUACUGAUCAUGAUUUGCUUCUUUUAA